AUGCGUAUAAUCAAUUCAAAUAUAUCAGCUGCAGCUAUUAUUAAUGAUGAAACGGUGAAUAAUACCGAGAGUAUUAGCGUAUUUAUAUUGGGUGAAUCUAAGCCAUAUGAAAAUUUAGAUCUUUCAAAUAAUCAAUCUCUUGUAUCAGCUGUAAUCAUAAUUGGUGUGAAGAUAAAGGAUAAUAAAUCUUCAAGCAUUAUUUCUUUAUAUUUUCAAGUUUUAAAAAAGAAUGAAUCACAUAAUGAUGGUCAAUAUUCAUGUUCAUUUUUUAAUACUAAUAUUUCAAAAUGGGAUACAACUGGUUGUACUAAACCUCAAUACAACAAAACUUAUGAUCGUUACGAAUGUACUUGUAAUCAUCUUACAACAUUUGCUCUUAUAUGGUCACCAAAUCUAGCAAAUACAAAAUAUCUUACUGCUCAAGAUAUUGCAUCAAUAAUAUUUCUAUCAAUUUCUAUUCUCUGCUUCAUUGCAGUUAUUAUUCAUAGUUGCACUACUCGUCUUCUCAGCUCUGUUAUAUCUAUGAAUGCGCGUAAUUUACUUCCAUUGAUUUCAUCUGCAAGUACAACUAUUCUUUUUAUAUUCUAUAUUGCACUUGGUAUGACAGUAUACACUCAAACAACAUCUGAAAAAGAAACGAAAUGUUUCUUAAGUUCAAGUGUAUUAAUGUUUUUCGUUUAUUUCUUUUUAAUUUUUAUGUUUUGUACCAAAACAAGUAUCGGUUAUUUUAGUUAUCUUCGAUUUGUUCGACUUUUUCCUGAGCCAUCAUAUCGAAAACUAUUUGUAUUACUUAUUAUAUCUUUUUUUAUUUCAAUAAUCUGUACAUCGUUUGCAGUGGGAUUCAAUUCUAACUCAUCGUAUAAUAUAACUCAAUUAUAUGGAAAUAAACUUUGUUGGUUUACUCAAGAUAUGUUACAUUAUUUUAUGACAAUACCUAUUGGUAUAUUUCUUCUAUUGAAUUUAGUUACAAUCGUUUUUGUUGCUAAACGUAUUCUUAAUCAUGUUCGAAAUGCUACAUCUCCUCAUCAUACAUAUGAACGAAUGAAACAAUUUGUUCUUGUUUUAUUAUCAUCGGCUGUUACUCAAGGAAUAGGAUGGUUAAUUGGUCCAAUCUUAACAUUUGUUAAUGCCGAUGUUGGAAAUAUUUUAUCAUGGUUUUUUAUUGUAUUUAGUGGACUUGAAGGAGUUUGGACAAUACUUUUAUACAUUAUAAUUCGAUCAGAACAUAUGGAUAAACCAAAACGAUAUAUUGAUGGUAACAAACGUAUGAAGAAGUUCUUGUUAGCAUCAGUUAAAAACAAGAAAUAA
Rotaria sordida is the source of this 1308-nucleotide messenger RNA. The record is from the annotation of a GenBank genome assembly. Lineage: Eukaryota; Metazoa; Rotifera; Eurotatoria; Philodinida; Philodinidae.